AUGGUAGAUGCACGUGGUGGUGCAAUGAGGGGUUGUCGACAUUCGGGUGUUCGUGUAAUAAUUCCUCCUCGUAAAGCAGAAGCUCCAACCCGAAUAACUUGUCGUUACUUAAAAAAAGUUGUUAUUUAUUCAAAAAUCCAAAAAAUUUUAAUUUUAAAGGAAAAAUUGCCAGUUCCGCUUCGUUUAAGUGAAGGAGAAGCCUUAGCCUCUCGUAUACUUGAAAUGGGCCCGGCAGGUGCCAAAUUUCUUGGACCUGUAAUUCUUGAAGUUCCGCACUUUGCUUCGCUCAGAGGACGUGAAAGAGAAAUUGUAAUUCUUCGCUCAGAUGAUGGGAAAUUUUGGAAGGAACACCAAUUAGAAGCGACUGAAGAUGCUGAAGUUUUAAAUGAAUCUUUCGAUGCUCAAGAGUUACAACAAUUGGAUGAAUUACACACUUCAAGAAUUACUAGAAUUUUGACUAAUGAUUUUCCAAUGUAUUUUGCUGUUGUUACUCGUGUUAGACAGGAAGUACAUUGUGUUGGUCCAGAAGGAGGAGUAAUUCUCUCGUCUGUUGUUUCGAAUGUUCAAGCAAUAUUUCCUGAUGGUUCUUUGACUAAAACAAUUAAAGUAUCUCUACAAGCACAACCAGUCCCACAAGAAUUAGUUACCAAACUUCAUGGAAAUAGAGUUGCUGUCUCUCCAAUUGUUACGGUUGAACCGAGAAGGCGAAAAUUCCAUAAACCAAUAACCCUUUGUAUUCCCUUACCUCAAUCAACAAACAAAGGAAUGUUAACACAAUAUCAACAAGAAAAACCUGGAAAGGACCAAAAAGAUUCACAACAACCACAACAUGAACCUCCAACACUUCGUCUUUUAUGUAGCAUUACUGGAGGUGUAAUGCCUGCCCAAUGGGAGGAUAUUACUGGAACGACACAAUUAACCUUCUCUGGAGAUGAGAUAUCCUUCACAACAACAGUUUCUGCACGUUUCUGGUUAAUGGAUUGUCAGACCCCAAGAGAUGCUGCAAAAAUGGCCCAAGAAAUUUACAACGAAGCAAUAGCAAUUCCAUUUAUGGCACGUUUUGCUGUAUUUGGCCGUCGCUCAUUCCCAACAGAAGGACAACUUAGAAUGUUUUGUAUGACAGAUGAUAAAGAAGAAAAAACAUUAGAAAAACAAGAAGGAUUUCAAAGAAUUGCUGUUUCGAGGGAUGUUGAAGUUUUGGAGGGAAAACAUCAAUGGCUAGAAUUUGCUGGAAAUUUAGUUCCAGUUACUAAAAGAGGAGAUCAAUUAUCUAUUUUCUUUCAACCUUUUCAAGAGAAUAGAUUGGCUUUUAAUAUUAAGGUUAGACAACAAGACGACCAGGAGGCUGCUUCUUCUGGCAAAGUUGCAAUAAUGAAAGAACCACUUAAUAGAGCAGAUAUUUUACCUCCUCAACAUCCAAUUUGCAUGCUAUCAAUUACUUUGCCAGACUACACAGGCCCAUUACCUUCAUUAGUUUUGUCUGAACAAAAAGGAGGAGGGGGAGGAGGUGAAGAUGACCAAUUCAAAAAACAGGCGCCUCUUAUCCAACGUUAUUCUGAUGCUUUAUCUACGAAUGUAGCAGAGACUUAUCCAAACAUUCCAAUCGAAUUUGUUUCAAAAACUAUUGGGGCAGAUUGGGCAAGAUUGGGAAGAGUUCUUGGAAUUCAUCCAGAUGAUAUUAGACAAAUUCGUAGAGAAGUCCCUUCUGGAGGAGGGCAAGAAGCUCUUCAUAUGUUGAAAAUUUGGGUGUUUUUGAAAGGAACUUCUGCUAAUGAAUCAGAUCUCCGCCAAGCACUUCGUCAAAUCGGUCGGGAUGAUAUUUGUGUUAGAAUGACAGAUUCAGACAACCAUUUAAUGGGAGCAGCCGAUUCAGACAUUAAUUUAUCUUCUGCUGCAAUUGGAACGCCUGUAAAUUUAAGACAAGACUUUUCAAGCAAAGGUAGUCUAGUAACCCCUAUACAACAGGCUAAUAAUAUAAUAGUUCCACAACAAUCAGCACCAAUUGAAGUAUCAGCUAUAGCUGCAGCAAUUACUCCAACUGCUGAAGUUGCAGCAGCACCUUUGUUUGGUAGGGAAAUUUUGUUAAAAUUAAAAUUAAAAUAUUUUUUUGUGUUUCAAAAUAAUUUUGAAUGUAAUUGUUUGUUUUUGCUUUGA
Messenger RNA from Meloidogyne enterolobii, 2154 nucleotides. The record is from the annotation of a GenBank genome assembly. NCBI's taxonomy places the organism in Eukaryota, Metazoa, Nematoda, Chromadorea, Rhabditida, Meloidogynidae.